AAUGAACCCCCCCAAAAAAACACAAUUUAGUUUAAUUGUGAAAAAUUCUCAGUUUUCAAUCGAUCCGUCGAACUCAACCCGACUCCUCUGCAUUUCCAUUUCCCGAAUUCAUCAUCUGGGUUGCUUGGAUUUGAAUUUGAAAUCGUACCCGAUUAGAUUAAGAAUUCUUUGCUUCGGAUUUUUAGUAAAACAGGGCUCAUGAACAAAUUUUUAGCUUCAUUUGGUUGAUUCGAUCUUAGUCUUUAUAGGAAUUUUAAUGCUCCCCGGCUUAUGAGGUUUGUGGGUAGUGGAUAUGGAGAAUUUAUCCUCUGGAAUUGUUUCUCCACGAGGGCUUGAUCCACUUGAUGACGAUUUGCUACCAUGGGAGGGCCAGAAAUCGGACGAUGAACCUGAGGACAAGUCUUCAGAUUUCUCGUCGUGCGGCGAAUCGGAAUUUGAGAGGUAUUGUAGCGCUAAUUCAGCUCUAGGUACUCCUAGUAGUGUUUGCAAUUCUUCAGUUUAUGAAUUUGCUGAUUCUGAAUUUGGGUCUUUUGAAAAUUUUAAACUUGGGGGUGACCGUAAAAGUUUGACGAACUUUCUGGGUGACAAGAAACUAUUGAAUUUUAGUGGUACUAGUAGUAGUAGAAAUUCAGGUAUUGAAUUUCGUGAUGGGAAGAGGGCACUUGAUGGUCAGGAAUAUAAAGGCCAUACUGGUGUGAGCAAAAAGAAAUAUCUUAAUGGAUUAGGUGAUGCUUAUUCGAAUGGUAGUGAGAUUCGUUUGGUCGGAGACAAUGAUUUGGGUAGGGGAAACAAUGGGAAGGGAGCUGAGGAAACUGGAAUAGAGGCUGGAGAUGGUUCAAAACAAUCAAACUAUGACUCGAAAAUGUCAGUUCACUAUUUUGAUGGAACUGAUGAGCUUGCAGAUGAUAGUUUUGAAGGGUUAGAUCAACUGCCAGGACUCGGAGGAUUUGAUGGUAGUGAUGUGGAAAGACGCUCAGACGAAUGUGAGACAUCAUCAAGAGAUGAACAUUCUGAUGGUGAUGAUUCUGGAUGUGUUUCAGAUAAUGGGAGGAAGUACUAUCUAAAUAGUGUGAUUAAUAAGGAAGAUUUGGCAGGAAAUAUGCUUGCUGAGAAUGACAAUGGCUUAUGUAUGUCCUCGGCUAUAGCUUUUGGCCAAAAUGAUUGGGAUGAUUUUAUGCAAGAAACUAGUCGAGGUCAUCUGAGCAUGAUGCAUCAACAUGAAUUUCUUUGUGAAAAACAAGAAAUGGCCGAGGAUGAGAUUAGCAACCACAUUGCUGCUUCUUCUGCCCUUCCUGAAUUUUCAAGGAUAGGAUUGAAAGAGCAUGAUGAAGUGCUAAAUGUUUCCAGAACUAGCUAUCAAAUCCAUGAAAUUGGUGAAUUAGAACAACCUCUGAAUACUCCAUUUACAAACAAUUUGUGUGUCGUGAAAUUUGGUGAACCAAGCCAGUUGUCUGAAAAAGCAAACCAGCUAAAAGGUGUUAGUGAAUCGGCAGAAUGCUCUGAAAUUGAAGUUGUCCAGAAAGACCACAAAAUGGAUCAAAACCAUUCAAAGGAAGUAGUCUCAUUGGAUGAAGAAUCAAGUAUGUCUCUCACUCAACAGCGUAAAGGGUAUGGACAGAAAAGUACAUAUGAAGCAACUGGCUUUUGUGAUAAUUUUGGCCAGGAACAGGUAAAGGAGAUGAACUUUGUCUGUGAUCCUCUCUCUGGUAUUGUUGUAAAUGAUUAUGAUUCUGCUGAAAAUAGUCGGGAGCAGGAGGCCAAUAUUUUUGAAGAGAAUGAUCUAUCAUCAAAGCAUUCCCCUGUUUUACUCAAUCACUUUGAAGAUCACUUUUCUUCGAUAAAGGGAGGAAAUCCUGAGCUAAAUGAUUUUUUUGACGAGAUGGUUCACGAGAUGGAAGAGAUUUUAAUGGAUACAGGAAAGGCUCCUGGUUCUAAAUUUAUGAACAGCCUGUCAGCACAACACCGUGUACCUUUAUCUUCCAGAGAUGGUGGUUCUACUGCUUCUACAUCUGGUACAGAUGAAGUGUACCCAUUUCAGCUUCCUUUGAGGAUUAGUGGUGUAGAAGUAAUAGGCGCCAGGCAAAAGCGUGGGGAUGUUUCAUUUAGUGAAAGACUUGUUGGAGUAAAAGAAUACACGGUCUACAGGAUAAGGGUGUGGAAUGGAGAGGAAAAUUGGGAAGUUGAACGUCGAUAUCGCGAUUUCUAUACUCUCUACCGUCAGCUAAAGAAGGUGUUUCAUGACCAAAAUGUGGUACUUCCUCCUCCGUGGUCCUCUGUUGAGAGAGAAUCUAGAAAGAUUUUUGGAAAUGCUACACCUGAUGUUAUUGCUGAGAGAAGUAUUCUAAUCCAGGAGUGUUUGCAAUCUGUUAUCCAGUCAAAAUUAUUGUCCUCCGGCUCUCUCAGUUCUUUAAUGCAUUUCUUGUCCUCAUCAAAAGUAAGUAUUAGUUCUUCAUCCAGCACACCAUUAUCCCAAUCACAACAUUCUUCAAAAGCCACCGACAUAGAGAAUGUAUCUACCCUGGGAAACACCAUUUCCCUUGUAGUUCAUCUCCGACCUCGCAAGUCUAUGAAACAGUUGCUAGACGAACAACAUUACACUUGUGCUGGUUGCCACAAGAAUUUUGAUGAGGGGAAUACUCGGAUGAAGGAACUUGCACUAACACUUGGAUGGGGCAAACCACGUUAUUGUGAAUAUAGUGGGCAGCUGUUUUGCUCGUCAUGCCAUAACAAUGAUACUGCUGUGUUGCCUUCUAGAGUUUUGCAUCAGUGGGAUUUUACGCAAUACACAGUUUCACAGCUUUCAAAGUCUUAUCUGGAUUCUAUAUUUGACAAGCCCAUGCUCUGUGUCAGUGCUGUUAACCCACACCUAUUCUCAAGAGUCCCAGCAUUGCAAUAUGUAAGAAAUGUUAGGAAAAGGAUCGGAGCUAUGCUUCCCUUCAUUCGUUGUCCAUUUCGUAGAUCUAUUCUGAAAGGCCUUGGAUCUCGUCGGUAUCUUCUUGAAAGCAAUGAGUUUUUCGCAUUGCGAGAUCUUAUUGAUCUUUCCAAGGGCAUGUUUGCAGCAUUACCAGUGAUCGUAGAAACCAUUUCAAGAAAAAUGCUGGAACACAUCACCGAGCAGUGCCUCAUUUGCUGUGAUUCAGGCACCCCUUGUAAUGCCCGGCAGGCUUGUAAUGAUCCAUCAGCUCUCAUUUUUCCGUUUCAGGAAGAAGAGGUUGAGAGAUGUAGAUCGUGUGACUCUGUUUUCCAUAAGCGUUGCUUCGGAAAAAUUAUUACUUGCUCUUGUGGCACCCAUCUUAAGCCAAAUGAGGCUGUGGGGUUAACUGGGAAGAUACAUGCAAAUGGGACUGGUCGAACCUUGAAUUCAUCUAGAAAGGAGACAUAUGCAAGUGGUGGAUUUCUUUCUACAUUGUUCUCUAAGGCAAUGGCCCAGACGCCAAUGAGGCAAAAAGAAUCACCAAAAGACAAUAAUACUGUUAUCUUGAUGGGUUCAUUGCCAAGCACAUCUAUUUGAGGUUUGAGCUCAUGCAUUGUAUCUACAGGCUUCAGUGUACUUUUAAACUUGGAUCUGUGGGGUAUUUGUUCUGUAUAUAAGUUUACCCUCAAAAUCCACUCCUUAACGAUAUUGCUGGGUACAAGAACUUAUUCUUUACUGAAAAUUAAUUUCAUUCCUUGUGAUUAUUUGUGAUGUUUUGAAUCUUGAAACUAUCUUUUCCAGAUUCAAGUUUCAUGUGGUAGAUGAUGUUGUGUACUGGAUUCAGACGAAUGGUAUUCACAGAAAUAUAGCAGAUGCGUUAUUCAUUUGAAUUGACAUUCCAAAUGUGUAUUGCUCUUUUUUUUUUUUUUUCCUUUUUUGGGGUUACCUGAAAUGUGUGAUUCAUAUUUUUACACGAUGUAGAUGAGUUGUGAAAACUACGGUCUUCUCAUCGUAAUUUAGUUGAUAUUUCUUCUUUAAGAAUCCAAAUGUUCUUCUGUGUAAUGUACAAUACUUGUUCUGACAUGUAUUAAUGUGAACACUUCAACAUGUCCUCCUGAUAUGGCCUCUCUGUCCUCUACAAGAAGUAUCA
Messenger RNA from Oldenlandia corymbosa var. corymbosa, 4064 nucleotides. NCBI's taxonomy places the organism in Eukaryota, Viridiplantae, Streptophyta, Magnoliopsida, Gentianales, Rubiaceae. The record is from the annotation of a GenBank genome assembly.